CCAUUUUUGCAACGCUCGUGAUCAACAGACAACUGGGCCCCAGUACCGUCAGCAGACGUUUUACACAGCAUAGCGCCUGUGGACGAGUUGGUGCGCGUUACGUUCCAUUCCGCGUCGAUCGCAUUAUCUCGCGACAGUCGAACGCUUGUUUGAAAUUUGAGUGAGAACGCAGAAGGGAUUCUAUAUUCAAGAACGAGAGCGGCAGGUUUAUCGCAUAGCAAGAAGCUAAACGCUCCGAAUCGAGACUCGAGUACCGUGCUGGGUGUGUCAUAAUGCGUGCUAUUCUAGCCUUGAUAUGCGUGUUGCUGCACACGGUCGCGGCUCAACGUACUCCGACAAUAUCUUACAUAUCGCAGGAACAAAUUAAGGAUAUCGGGGAAACGGUAGAACUGCAGUGCUCCGUUCAGUACGCGCAGGAGUAUCCUGUCUUGUGGAUAAAGGUUAAUAAGGACAGCGUACACGAGCAAGUGGCACUUUCUACCGGCACUGCCUUGAUAAUCAGAGACAGUAGAUUUUCCCUCAAGUAUGACACAGCGUCUACCACCUAUGUCUUACAAGUUAAAGACAUACAAGAAACGGACGCUGGACUAUAUCAAUGUAGAAUACAGAUAACUGUAAACAAUCUCAUAAGCGCGGAAGUGGAGCUGCAAGUCCGUAGGCCACCGGUAAUUAGCGACAACUCGACCCAGUCUCUGGUAGCUAGCGAGCAGCAAUCUAUCUAUUUGGAAUGCUAUGCCAAUGGCUUUCCGCCACCGAGGAUAUCAUGGCGUAGAGAAAACAAUGCUAUUCUGCCGACCGGAGGCUCGAUCUAUCGUGGUAACGUGUUAAAAAUACCUUCCAUACAAAAAGAGGAUCGCGGAACGUAUUAUUGCAUCGCCGAGAAUGGCGUUGGGCGUGGUGCCAGGCGUAACAUUAACGUGGAGGUUGAAUUCGCGCCGGUCAUCACAGCUCCCAGGCCACGACUCGGACAAGCUUUGCAAUACGAUAUGGAUUUGGAGUGUCACGUAGAAGCAUAUCCACCCCCAGCUAUCACAUGGCUUAAAGACGAUGUAGUCUUGUCAAAUAAUCAGCAUUAUAGCAUAUCGCACUUUGCAACCGCGGAUGAAUAUACUGACACAACGAUUCGAGUUAUUACUAUAGAAAAGCGACAAUAUGGAAAAUAUGUAUGUAAAGCAGCCAACAAACUUGGCACUGUUGAGACCAAAGUUGAGCUUUUCGAAACCAUUAUUCCUAUUUGCCCGCCAGCUUGUGGAGAAGCUCAUUAUGGAACUGGCGUAGUUCCACUUUCUUCUGGACCCUUGGUAGUUCUUCUUUUAUUAAUUACGAUAUUAAUGAGAAAUUUUAACGCCAAAUAUUAACUACCCGGGCCUCCAAUGGGCAGGGGCCAGUCGAUGCGACUUCUUUAAAUGGCACUACGCAACCAUCAGCUUUAUUGUUCUCACGAUAACGUUGUAAGACCAAAAGACCUAAACCGUAAGGGCCUCAAUUGCUGUUUUACUAAUUUACUUUUUAUAUUUGUAUCAUGCAAUUAUUUUUAUAGUUAUUUACAAACAGACCAAUUUAUCGUUAAUGCGAGAAACGCGCAUAUCGUGACACGACGUGUCACUACAGUACAGUUGUCGAUAGAAAUUAAUGACAAUACUAUCAAUGUCUGUAUCAUUAGAGAUAUCAUUAGUUAUACGUUCGGUUUUUUAUGGUACUCAUAUUUACACUAAAUUUUUGAUAUGUAUACAUACAUAGAGAGAUAUAUUGUGUUUUUAAAAAAUGCAUUUUUUAUAAUUGAAUCUUUAUAUUAGAGUUAUAUUUGUUGUUAGUUUUGAUUUUGUGUAACCCCUGUUUCUUUGUAUAAUAUGUGUAAUAACGUCGCUCAAUUUUUACAUCGAAAUUUUAAAUUUAAUUUAAAUAAUAUUAAACGUAAACAAGGGUGCACUAUGAUUUGAGGAAAGGGGGCAUGACACGAUUCUAAAUUUGUCCCGUUGGAACGUACUUAUUGGCAUUUUGAUUACGAUUAGAAAAAGUAAUUCAUGUACUCUUACAUAGACACCAACGAUAUAAAAAUGUUGGAAAGAUACAAAUUAACAUUUCAGUACACAUGUAUGACGAUACACACGAUGUUAUGUAACGCGGCAUAUAAACAGCGUAACUCCUUGACUUCGAUAGAUGACAGAGAAGUAAAGAAAAAAAGUAAUAACGUUGCAAAGCAUAUUUCAAUAUUAUCUUACUUAGUAGUUGCAAAUCGACAAUACGGAUUUGUAGAAUUAUCUAGCUACCCCGUUAAUGAAAGAAUUUGGAAUUUGUCAUGAACAAAGAAAACAAUGUUGAUGUUAGUGCCUUGUUCGUGAUAUAAAAAACAUAUGUAAUUUAUGUUAGAAGUAAAAUUAUAAAUGUGUACAACUUGGACACAUUACAAGAUACAUUACGUGCACGUGCAUAACAUGUACGUAUGUAAUAUAACACUUUAUGCGUUUUAUCGAGCACAUAUUUAUACUUCUUGCACAUUUACAAUCGCGAUCUCUUUUAACACGGCGUAUCACAUAGAUGUUAUAUAACCUGAUAGCAGAAAGUAGGAAGCUGGAAAUUCAGUGGAAAGAAUCUCAGCCAGUUUUUAUAUACUCUUUACAAGUUUCCAAUUUUAUAUUUGCUAAUAUUGUAAUUUGUAUUUGAAACUCGACGCCAUGAUACUCGUAAUAUUUAUAAUAACCGUAGUAUUUAUACACGUUGUGAACAAUUGUGUACUAUCAGAUAUACCAUAGUAUAAUAUCAGCAAAGUUUUAUACAAGUAUUCCUUUGUACUACGAUAUCGCAUUUUAUUAAUUACUUAAAACUCCAUGCAUUUACAUAUUCAGCCAAAUUUAUGGAAUAGGCAAUAAAAUUUUAUAAAAACAAA
Vollenhovia emeryi is the source of this 2887-nucleotide messenger RNA. It is a transcript of the gene Lac, whose product is annotated as lachesin. Gene Ontology annotation, cellular component: neuron projection. Bases 273 to 1358 code for a protein of 361 amino acids. The transcript is spliced from 6 exons. The record is from RefSeq and is a predicted model, not a curated record. Lineage: Eukaryota; Metazoa; Arthropoda; Insecta; Hymenoptera; Formicidae.